This is a messenger RNA of Myotis myotis, 2344 nucleotides long. It is a transcript of the gene OMP, whose product is annotated as olfactory marker protein. The record is from RefSeq and is a predicted model, not a curated record. Lineage: Eukaryota; Metazoa; Chordata; Mammalia; Chiroptera; Vespertilionidae. Gene Ontology annotation, biological process: sensory perception of smell; signal transduction. The coding region runs from base 67 to 558 and encodes 163 amino acids. The transcript has a single exon. Gene Ontology annotation, cellular component: nucleus; neuronal cell body; axon.
UGGGCAGGGAGGCCCCAGCCCAUUCGGCUCCUGGACCGCAGCAGAGGCAGCAGCAGCACCUGGGCCAUGGCAGAGGACGGGCCGAAGCAGCCGCAGAUCAGCAUGCCGCUGGUCCUGGAUGAGGCCCUGACCAAGCAGAUGCGUCUGCGCGUGGAGAGCCUGAAGCAGCGCGGGGAGAAGCGCCAGGACGGGGAGAAGCUGCUGCGGCCGGCGGAGUUCGUGUACCGCCUCGACUUCAUCCAGCAGCAGAAGCUGCAGUUUGAGCGCUGGGACGUCCUGCUGGACAAGCCGGGCAAGGUCACCAUCACGGGCACCUCCCAGAACUGGACGCCCGACCUCACCAACCUCAUGACGCGCCAGCUGCUGGAACCCGCGGCCAUCUUCUGGCGCAUGGAAGGCUCGGAUGCCAUGGAUUGGAACGAGGCCGACGCCCUGGAGUUCGGGGAGCGCCUGUCGGAACUGGCCAAGAUCCGCAAGGCCAUGUAUUUCCUCAUCACCUUCGGCGAGGGCAUGGAGCCCGCCAACCUCAAGGCCUCCGUGGUCUUUAACCAGCUCUGAGGCAGCUGCCCACUGCUGCCCCCUGCUCUCACCCAUCUGCCCUGCCCCCUGCCCCCGCCCCCAGGUGUGUAUUUGGGGACCUGUUUCUAGUUGCUAUCCUGUGCUCAGCGUGGCCAGGACCCCCAGGCCUGUGUCCUCCCUCCUCUCCUCUCCUGGUGCGGGCGCUCCUGCUCAGGGAGGAAGAUGCGAAGGCUCUGUAGUCUAGAAGCUGAACUGGCUGCCGCUGCUUGAGCUGUAGACCCGGAGGCCAGGCUGGGGCUAGUGCAGGAGGAUGGAGCGUCCGUGGGCACCUGCCUUCUCUGUGCCUCACUGUCAGGAGAGAGACCGAGGGAGACCGAGGGAGACAGACACAGACACAGACACAGACAGGGAUCCGAAGAACCAGCCAUCGGCUUCCUCUGCAGACGGGGAGACGGAGACGGAGACGGCAGAGCGGCUCCUUGGGAAUCCAGCAAACAGGCAUUUGCUGCCCGUCCAGCCACAUCCAGGAAGGUGCUGCCCCUGGCCUGGGCCUGGUGUGAGCGCCUCGGGGGCCCUCGGGACGUUUGGGCAGUGAGGACUGGCUGGCACGCUGGAGGCUAUCGGACCAACCUUCUUGCUCUUCUGAGAAUGACUGCAGGAGGGAGCAUGAAGGGGAGCAUAAAAGUCAUGCAGAGAUGACCUAUCUAUACAUGUGCAUAUACGCGGAGAGAGAGCACGCUGCCUUCACAUGGAUAUAUUCUAGAGUCUAUGCCUGCCCUGUGGCCACCUGACCUGAGAUGAUCUAUGAUAGGAUUGCCCAGCUGGCUCACGCCUGGCCCGUAGCAGGGGCUUGGUUAGCAUGACCUUAGGGAGUGGGGCUUCCUGAGCUGGGAGGCUCUGAGGUUCAUACUGUGAAGGGGGAACAGUGUAGUAUAGGGGUUCCCUCUGCCUGGGGAGCUGGGUGGAGGGGUUCAGAGCCCUGGAGCUGGGACCGUAGGUUGUAGGGCCUUGGAUGUCCCCACUGGGUCGUCAACUUCCCAGCUCACUGGCCAGAGGAGGUGAGUGUGCCGCCUGUGUGCCAUCUCUGGCAUCUGUGGUGGAGCUGAGGGGUGGGGGCGGCCUGCCAGGUCAGUUGUGAUGGCCGAUGGUCAGAAGCGGGCUGCAGGGGGCCGCAUGCUGUGAUGGGAGAACACUGGCCUCAGGGGUCACUGGGCACAAUGCACCCACCGAACAGGGAACACGAGACACCGUUAUCAGCAGACUCAGUUCUCCCCAAGCCUCACGCCCCUGCACAGGCCCAGUGAGCCCCCUUUGAAGGAGGGGCCUGGCCCGCCUGGCAUCAGCUGAGGGCACCUCAGGAAGUGCCCCCAACACCCUGCCGCAGGCCAGCCCUGGCUUUUGUCAGGGACGUGCCCUGUCAGGGACAUGCCCGUGACAUUUUUCUCACAAUGCAGAGCCCUCAGGGUGUUGCAGGUCCUGGGAACAGAUGCACUGAGAGGUGGAGGUCAGAGCCCUCCCCACUAGCCACGGCUGCUGGCAGGCGGGCCCCCACUUUGGAGGUGUGGGUGGAAGUCUGGAUUCCUCAGGUGGGAGACUGGCUGUGGUGGCUACGGUCCUUUGUAACGCGGCUCUGGCCUGUUCCGGAUGUGCUUAAAGUCCUGGCAUUGCCUGCUUUGCUUCCCCACUGACUAUUGGGGGAGGCCGGGCCCCUGGGGCUGGCCCUGCCCCCUGCCUCUUUGCUUGCCCUCUCCCUGCAGUUCUGGGGACCCUCUUUGGCAGACUAACCGCCUGUACCCCCACCCUGCCCUGUGCAUGACCCCAAUAA